AUGUCAGUAUCAUCAGUAUCCCGUGUUGUUGACACUAUUACUGAAUGUCUAUCCCUGGUUCAAUCAGACUCAAUUGAAGUUCAGGAGAAAGCUCUUCAAACGUUGGCUUCCAUCACCAAGGUUAGUCCCCAAAACAGAACCAUGCUAGCUCAAACAGAUAAUGCCAUCCCAACAUUAGCCUCGCUAACAAACUCUUCCUCCCCUGUCAUCCAGACACUUUCCUUGUUAACCCUCUUCAACCUAUCCCUCAAUCCUGAUUUGAAGCAAUCUCUUGCUGACAUGGAAACCAUUCACUACCUCAAUUCCCUCAUCACCUCAACAAGUUCCCUUGAUUCCUCCAAAUUGGCCUCCUCGCUGAUUUGCAGCUUGGCCAUGCAUGACAAAAACAAGGCCAAAUUUGGGGUGGCAGGCACAGUUCAGUUGCUAGUGAAAGCCAUUGAAGGUUCUCAUGAUGCACACCACCUUUUGAGUUCUUUGGCUGAGCUUGUUCAUUUUCAUGGAAAUUGCACUUUGGCCGUGAGAGCUGGGGCAGUGCCAGUGCUACUUCGAGUUGCGAAGGGCACUGAUAAUGAGGACUUGGCUGGAACUUCUCUUGCUGUUCUUAGUCUCCUUGCGAGGUUUGAUGAAGGGUUGAAUGGUUUAAAGAGAACGGAUGAGAUUGUUAAGGCAAUGCUGAGUGUGAUGAAAGGGAGGUCCUUGUUGAGUAAGGAGGGUGCAGCUGAUAUCCUUAUUCGCCUUUUUGAUGACAGUGAAGAUUGUGCCAUGGAGGCUUUGAUGUUGUCCGAAUUUUCAUCCGUGUUGGCUGAUCUUUGUGUCAGGGGUUCCGUGAGAGUUCGAGACAAGGCGGAUUUCUUGAUGAAGAAGAUGGCAAAGCUGAGCUUGGACUCUGAUAUGGAAGCUUGCUCCCUGCAUGGUUAA
This is a messenger RNA of Glycine soja, 918 nucleotides long. Its product is annotated as U-box domain-containing protein 12-like. Gene Ontology annotation, cellular component: nucleus; cytoplasm. Gene Ontology annotation, molecular function: protein binding. The record is from RefSeq and is a predicted model, not a curated record. The coding region runs from base 1 to 918 and encodes 305 amino acids. The transcript has a single exon. NCBI's taxonomy places the organism in Eukaryota, Viridiplantae, Streptophyta, Magnoliopsida, Fabales, Fabaceae.